GGACAAUAGGGUUCCUCCUGGCUAUUACUAAUAUCGCAAAGUCAUUCUGAAUUGAUGAAAACUACCUUGGAAGUUCUGUAGACAUUCCAGCCGUGAUUCAGAGGAGAUCGAAGCUGGGAAGCUGCAAUGGAUGCAGAGAAAUCUACAUUAGCCUUGGAAGCUGUUAGCAAAGAAACUGUUGACUUGGAACACAUUCCUAUUGAAGAAGUCUUUGAAAAUUUAAAAUGUACCGAAGAGGGUCUCAGUUCUGAUGAGGUUCGAGCACGUUUGGGUGUGUUUGGCUACAAUAAACUUGAAGAGAAGAAGGAGAGUAAAAUACUCAAGUUUUUGGGCUUUAUGUGGAAUCCUCUUUCUUGGGUCAUGGAAGCAGCAGCUAUUAUUGCUAUUGCAGUUCCACGUGGUGAGGAUAAGAAAAAAGAAGUUGAUUACCAAGACUUUGUUGGCAUUCUCAUAUUACUUCUCAUCAAUUCAACCAUCAGUUUUAUGGAGGAAAAUAACGCUGGAAAUGCAGCUGCAGCUCUUAUGGCUCGAUUGGCUCCAAAGGCUAAGGUUUUGCGGGAUGGCAAAUGGAAUGAAGAAGAUGCAUCUGUGCUGGUUCCAGGAGACAUUAUAAGCAUAAAACUAGGAGAUAUCAUCCCUGCAGAUGCAAGACUACUCCAAGGAGAUCCAUUGAAAAUUGAUCAGUCUGCUCUUACAGGAGAAUCCCUGCCUGUUACCAAGAAUCCUGGUGAUGUAAUAUACUCAGGUUCGACAUGUAAGCAAGGUGAAAUUGAGGCUGUUGUUAUUGCAACUGGUUUGCAUACUUUCUUUGGAAAGGCAGCUCAUUUGGUGGAAAGCACUACAAAUGUUGGUCAUUUUCAGAAAGUGUUGACGGCUAUUGGUAAUUUCUGUAUAUGCUCAAUUGUCACGGGGUUGCUAUUUGAGACUAUUGUCAUGUUUGCAAUGCAACAUAGGAAGGCUACCGAAGGUAUUGCCAAUCUCCUUGUUCUACUGAUUGGUGGUAUUCCCAUUGCCAUGCCAACAGUUUUGUCCGUUACCAUGGCAAUUGGUUCCCACCGUUUGUCACAACAG
Coffea arabica (coffee) is the source of this 1071-nucleotide messenger RNA. The record is from RefSeq and is a predicted model, not a curated record. NCBI's taxonomy places the organism in Eukaryota, Viridiplantae, Streptophyta, Magnoliopsida, Gentianales, Rubiaceae.